AUGCCAAAACUGACGGGCAAAGAGCUGAAACGAUAUUACGCCGAGAUAAGAGAGCUAAUGAAGUGUCCCGUUUGCUACGAUCUGGUGAGUCCCCCCGUCAAAGUGUGCCGCUAUGGCCACGCCGUUUGCAACAGCUGUUUACCCAGUGUCACCGAGUGUCCUCUUUGCAAGUCGCUCUUCAGCGCGGGCAAGCAGACGCUUCUGGACAAUUUCCUAACCGCUUUUCCGUACCCCUGCCCGUUCAGCGAAGACGGCUGCGACCAGGUGCACCCUCUGACGUCACACCGGAAACACGUCCGCGACUGCGACUUCCGGAAAUCCAGGUGUGCCGAGUUCCGCUGCAGGUGGACAGGCAGGUCCUCCGAGCUUCUUCCGCAUUUCCGCGUCCGACACCCUCGAAAGCUCUGGAUCGGGGAGCAAUUCACGAUUCGUUUCCGGAACUUCGUGCUGGGCCACGUCAUGAACGAAGUUAGGGCCAUUUCCGCUUUCGGCAGGUCUUUCUUCUUCCGCUUCCGAAAUUAUCCGCACGAGCGCUGCUGCAUCGCCGCUGUCCAGACGUUCGGCGCGCCGGCCAGUGCCGAGAAUUUCGACUAUUCCUUGGAAUUUUUCUCGGCAGACAAGAAAUUCAGCGUGGUAUUCUGCAGCCGGACUCACCCUGAUGACGAGAUGGUGUUCGCUCGGAGCAACUCUAGUUUCUCGUUAAUGCACGGCGCUCUCAAGUCUUUCAUCGUUGACGGCGUGUUGAGUGGGAAACUGUCUAUACAGCGGCGUAAGUCGAAAAAUAUAAAACGAGCCGAUCGUGGAACCGUGUAA
This is a messenger RNA of Bemisia tabaci, 813 nucleotides long. NCBI's taxonomy places the organism in Eukaryota, Metazoa, Arthropoda, Insecta, Hemiptera, Aleyrodidae. The record is from RefSeq and is a predicted model, not a curated record.